Molecule: messenger RNA, 608 nt
Organism: Zophobas morio
Lineage: Eukaryota; Metazoa; Arthropoda; Insecta; Coleoptera; Tenebrionidae
Product: glycine-rich protein-like
Exons: 2
Coding region: 28-468 (146 amino acids)
Source: RefSeq, a predicted model, not a curated record
ACUCUUCAGCUCUUCACAAUUAGCACCAUGAACACUUUGUUUGUAGCUGUUUUCGCCGCUUUGGCUGUCGCUGUUAGCGCCGGAGUCGUCGGACAUGGUACCGGAGUCGUGGUCGCUGGACCUUCUGGAGUGGUCACGCCGCACGGAGCCAUCGGACCUGCCGGACAUGGGUUAGGUUUGGGACUUGGAUUGGGCUAUGGAGGAUAUGGACAUGGUGCUGUGGUUGCUGCUCCCGUAGUUGCCGCACCAGCUCUGGGUGUUGGGUACGGAUAUGGAGGUUUGGGUCUUGGACAUGGAGUCGUCGGGUAUGGACAUGGGGUCGGGCUUGGACAUGGAAUCGGGCUUGGACAUGGGGUCGCCGUCCGUGGGCCUGCCACCGUACCAGCUGUCAUCGCUGGUCCCUCUGGAAAAAUCGUAGCCGAUGGCUUGUACGGAGUACCACACUACGGUCAUUAUGGACAUUGGUAAAUGUACAAAUUAGGAGGUUUUUAGAUCAAUUCUUGGAGUUGAUGUUUGUGCUUAAAUUAUGACGGCUUGAGUAUUUUGUAAAUGCUUAUUUAUGUGUAUUAAUUUAAUACGUGAUAUAUAAUAAAUAAAAAUGACUGAAA